GUGAUGCCCAAGGUGGCAGAUCAGUGGUUCCCAUACCAGUGAAAGACAAAAUGAGAGGCACCUGGAGCGGAGGAGCCUGACCACGGGGGAGGCGCCUGAAGUUGGAGGUGCCUGGUCCUUGAAAUACUGGAGGCCUGAGUUGUGUUGAAGCUCUUAGGGUUGCUCUCCCCGCUGCCUGUUCCUGCUAUCGUCCUGUGAUCUUCAAUAAACAUAACUACUUACUACUUACUACAAGAAGUCAGCAGUCAUUCCAGUUGCUUCCCUUCGUAUGUAAUAAUUAUUUUUCCUGACUGGUUGAUUUAAAGAGCUUCUGUCAUUGGUCUUCUGCAGUCUCAUUCUGGUGUUUACAGUGAUUUAAGUCUUUGAGAUGUUCCCAUUAACUGGAAAGACAAUCAUCUUUGAUCAUUUUCCUGAUCCUUCUGAUACAUGGGAAAUAACUGAAACAAUUGGCAAAGGAACUUACGGGAGAGUUUUUAAAGUACUGAAUAAGAAAAAUGGCCAAAAAGCAGCAGUCAAAAUUCUGGAUCCAGUUCACGAUAUUGAUGCAGAGAUUGAAGCAGAGUAUAACAUUCUAAAAGCACUUUCUGACCACCCUAAUGUGGUCAAAUUCUAUGGGAUUUACUUUAAGAAGGAUCAAAUAAAUGGAGAUAAGCUGUGGCUGGUUCUUGAGCUGUGUAAUGGCGGCUCAGUGACUGACCUUGUGAAAGGCUUUCUGAAGAGGGGAGAAAGAUUGAGUGAGCUUAUAAUUGCCUAUAUUUUACAUGAAGCGCUAAUGGGCCUUCAACAUUUGCAUAACAACAAAACUAUCCACCGCGAUGUGAAAGGAAAUAAUAUUCUAUUGACCACUGAGGGUGGAGUCAAGCUAGUAGAUUUUGGUGUGUCCGCCCAGCUUCCCAGCACCCGGCACGGCCGCAGCACCUCCGUGGGGACGCCCUUCUGGAUGGCUCCUGAGGUGAUCGCCUGCGAACAGCAGUUAGAUACCACUUAUGACGCCAGAUGUGACACCUGGUCCCUGGGAAUCACUGCCAUUGAGCUGGGCGACGGAGACCCUCCACUGGCAGACCUGCACCCCAUGAGGGCACUCUUCAAAAUACCAAGGAACCCACCCCCUCAGCUAAGGCAGCCCGAACUGUGGUCAGCAGAUUUCAACGACUUCAUUAGCAAAUGUUUGACUAAAGAUUAUGAAAAGCGCCCAACAGUAUCGGAUCUUUUACAGCAUAAAUUUAUUACUCAAAUUGAGGGCAAAGAAGUAAUGUUACAAAAACAGCUCAUGGAAUUCAUUGACAUCCACCACUGCAUGGGAAGCACAGAGAAGCCCAGGCACGAACGUAUUCAUACCAAGAGAGGUAACUUGAACAGAUCUUUAAUUUCCAUUCCAAAGGAUGUAGAUGAUCUAGCAACCCUAGACAUUUUGGAUGAGCAUACAGUCUCAGAGCAGCUUGAGAAAUGUUAUUCCAAAGAUCAGAUCUACAUCUAUGUGGGAGAUAUACUCAUUGCUCUUAACCCUUUUCAGAGUCUGGGUCUGUAUUCCACAAAGCAUUCCAGACUGUAUACUGGAGCCAAGAGAACUGCCCAUCCCCCUCACAUUUUUGCAGUGGCGGACUCAGGGUAUCAGUCUAUGGUCACUUAUGACUCAGACCAGUGCAUCGUUAUUUCUGGGGAAAGUGGUGCUGGAAAGACCGAAAGUGCUCAUCUUUUAGUUCAGCAGCUGACAGUGCUUGGAAAGGCUAAUAACAGAACCCUGCAAGAGAAGAUUUUACAAGUGAGCAAUUUGCUAGAAGCCUUUGGCAAUGCCUGCACUAUUAUAAAUGACAAUUCUAGCCGAUUUGGGAAAUACUUAGAAAUGAAAUUUACCUCUUCUGGAGCUGUAGUGGGUGCACAAAUUUCUGAAUAUCUUCUGGAGAAAUCCCGAGUUAUCCACCAAGCUACUGGAGAAAAAAACUUUCAUAUUUUUUACUACAUUUAUGCUGGUUUAGCUGAAAAGAAGAAACUAGCCCUUUACAAGUUGCCUGAGAAUCUGCCUCCCAGGUACCUACAAAAUGACCACCUCAGAACAGUUCGGGAUAUGAUGAAUAACAGAUUUUAUAAAGCCCAGUAUGAGUUGAUUGAGCAGUGUUUCAAAGUCAUAGGCUUUACAAUGGAGCAACUGGGAAGUGUGUACAGUAUACUUGCUGCAAUCCUAAAUGUUGGAAACAUCGAAUUUUCUUCUGUGGCAACUGAACACCAGAUUGACAAGAGCUACAUUUGCAAUCAUGCAGCGCUGGAGAAUUCUGCUUCCUUGCUUUGCAUUCAGGCAGAUGAGUUACAAGAAGCUCUCACCUCCCACUGUGUGGUCGCUAGAGGAGAAACAAUUAUACGACCCAACACUGUAGAAAAAGCUACCGAUGUCAGAGAUGCCAUGGCCAAAGCUUUAUAUGGACGUCUCUUCGGUUGGAUAGUCAAUUGCAUUAACAGUUUAUUGAAGCAUGACACAUCACCAAGUGGGAACAGCGAUGAGCUGAGCAUCGGCAUUCUUGAUAUAUUUGGCUUUGAAAAUUUCAAAAAAAAUUCCUUUGAGCAGCUGUGCAUUAACAUUGCAAAUGAACAAAUUCAGUAUUAUUUUAACCAACACGUGUUCGCAUGGGAACAGAAUGAAUAUCUAAGUGAAGAUGUUGAUGCUAGAGUUAUUGAAUAUGAAGAUAACCGCCCCCUCUUAGAUAUGUUUCUGCAGAAGCCAAUGGGUUUACUAUCCCUACUCGAUGAAGAAAGUAGAUUUCCCAAGGCCACUGACCAGACUCUUAUAGAAAAAUUUGAAGGUAACCUAAAAUCACAGUACUUCUGGAGACCCAAAAGAAUGGAACUUAGUUUUGGAAUUUACCAUUAUGCAGGAAAGGUCCUCUACAAUGCAAGUGGGUUCUUGGCUAAAAACAGAGACACUCUCCCAACUGAUAUCGUGCUGCUUUUGAGAUCAUCAGAAAACGGUGUGAUUCGGCAACUGGUCAGCCAACCUCUGACCAAAACAGGUCACCUGCCACUAUCCAAAACUAAAACUGUAACAAACUAUGAAAUGAAGACUUCAGAAAAAUCAAUUAACUUGACAAAGGGUGAAACUGGAGAAGCCAUCCGUCAUGCCCUGGAAACAACCAAUAUGAAGACACAAACAGUGGCAUCGUAUUUUAGAUACUCCCUGAUGGAUCUGUUAUCUAAAAUGGUGGUGGGCCAGCCUCAUUUUGUCCGCUGCAUCAAACCAAAUAAUGAGCGUCAGGCAAGAAAGUAUGACAAAGAGAAGGUCCUGCUGCAGCUUCGCUCUACGGGAAUUCUGGAAACAGCAAGAAUUCGAAGGCUGGGAUACUCACAUCGGAUACUUUUUGCUAACUUUAUAAAACGGUACUCCGUGCUCUGCUACAAGUCGAGAGAGGAGCCCCCAGUGAGCCCGGACUCCUGUGCUGCCAUUCUGGAAAAAGCCGGUCUUGACAACUGGGCUCUCGGAAAAACAAAAGUGUUCCUUAAGUAUUACCAUGUGGAACAGUUAAAUCUAUUGCGAAAGGAAGCCAUUGACAAGCUUAUCUUGAUUCAAGCCUGUGUCAGAGCAUUCUUGGGUUCAAGAAGAUACAAAAAUAUCCAGCAGAAGAGGAAAGAAAGUGCUAUUAUAAUACAGUCAGCUGCAAGAGGACAUCUAGUCAGGAAACAAAGAAAAGAAAUUAACAUGAAAAACGCAACCAUAGUAACCCUUCAGACUCAUGAUAAGGAAUUUGCCUACAAGAAAAACUUUGAAAAUAAAAGGGACUCUUUUGUGAAGAAACAAACAGAAAAUGUGGUGUCUACUAAUGAACCAGUAAUUCCAGCUCCAAAUAAUAAAGGGAGUCUAUGUAUAGGGCAGACUUCUGCCUGUAGAACAGAAGGAGAAACCACUAAAGCUGUGGAGCGUAACCACAGAGGAUGUCACUCUCAGGAAAAGGUGAAUAGCAGGUGUGGAGAAGAGGUUAAUCAAGAACUGUAUCCUGUGGGGGGCUCCUGGGCAGAUGCAAGCUCCAAGCAGAAGUACAUCAAAGACCUGGAAGAGAACAGUAAUCUAAGGACAGCGGAGAAAGAGGACACUGAGGGGCCGCAUUGCUAUCAGAGGGAUGUAGAGGAAAGGCGAUUGGAAGAACCCAGAGCAGCAUGUCCAGAGAGGAAGAGCACACUGGAAAGGCCAAGCUACCCAGGGCUUUGGUCAGCUGGAAAUGAGACUUCUUUGAAAAAAAGUUUGAAACCCACUCUUAGCCAAAGCUCAGUUGCUCAAAAUACAAGUAGCAAGGGAAAAGAAAAGAAGACAUCUGCGGAUACCCAGAAUGCAUCCAUAUGCAGCCAGAAGAGAGGCCACACGAGACACGUGGACCCAGUGCUGUCAGCCCAGGGGGAGGAACACAAAGCUGCAGUGUUCAUCCAGAGCAAAUACCGUGCUUUGAAGCAGAGGCCGCAGUUGAGGGAGGAUCAACAGUCUCCUUCCUUUAAGGGUCAAAGGGCUCUUGCGACACCAGCAGAGGUAACAAAAAAUACUCACGGUGUGUAUUCCUGUCCCACAAAACAUGCUGGAAUCUGUAAUAGCAAGGUGAAGGAUGGCAGUGAUUCAAAAGCAACUUCAGAAAAAGAAGUGUGUGAUUUGGCAGUUUUUUCAAAGCAGAUAUCAAAGUUAUCUGAAGAAUAUUUCAUUCUGCAGAAAAGAUUGAAUGAAAUGAUUCUGUCACAGCAGCUGAAGCCACUUUAUCUGGGUGUCUGUCCCCACAAGCCAAUCAAUAGACGGGUUUUCUCUCCACAGCGCUUCUCAGGUAUCUCCAAAGGAGAGGAGCCAAAGCUUCUGAGACCCCCGAGAAGACCCUGGAAACCCAAAACAUUAAAUAACCCUGAAGAUUCCACAUACUAUUACCUCCUCCACAAGUCAAUCCAGGAAGAAAAACGAAGACCAAGGAAAGACAGUCAGGGAAAAUUGUUAGAUUUGGAAGAUUUCUAUUACAAGGAGUUUUUGCCCAGUCACUCUGGACAGAAGGACCACGCCCCUAGUUGGAGAGAACAAAGCCCAGGGCGGGAGCUCCGGAAUCAGAACUUCAAAGCUGACGAAAGGUGCGCGGGAGCCCAGAGCCCCGAGGAGGAGGCCUGCGAGCCGGCGGCCAGCCCCUACGACUACCGGAGGCUCCUGCGCAAAACCUCCCGACGCCGGCGCCUGGUCCAGCAGCUGCCGCCCAGCCCCUGAGCAGCCACCGCCCGGAUCCCCGUAGCCUGCGGGGCCACGGCCACCAGAGCGGUGGAGCUGACCUUCGCUGGCUGCCCAAGCACUGCUCCCUCCAGGCCGGGCCAUAGAGGGCCUGGAGCGCUCAGAGCCCUUGGGGGCUCCGGGCCCCGCCCUGGGGCUCCGUUCUCUCCUCUCACCAGCCCCAGUGAGGGCAGCUUUGCCCCAGGCUCCCUAGGGCGUCUCUUUGUUCAUUUGUUUGCAACCGCUGUGGAGGACCCACCUGCACCUAAGCUGUCGCCCGCCCCUCUUGUCUCCUGGGUGACUUCAGAGACACCUUCCCUCUUCAGACAGCUUUCUCAGAGCUAGGACGGGCACUCAAGGCUGGGCUGAGUGCUAGAGCAGAGCCCGGGAGAGGCGGGGGGCGCUGAAGACGAGGUUCCUCUCAGACUCGAGCUUCCCUUUCCUUGCUUGUUAAGACUGCUAAAUAAAGGCAGCGCCUGGACAGUGUGGCUUGCACCCUGGCCAGCAUUUUCCCUUCGAGGCUGGGCUUGGGGACACAGCCGUGGGAGGGGCAGGGAGGGGGCCGAGGGCCUGCUGCUCCACCAGCACCCCC
Heterocephalus glaber (naked mole-rat) is the source of this 5801-nucleotide messenger RNA. The record is from RefSeq and is a predicted model, not a curated record. NCBI's taxonomy places the organism in Eukaryota, Metazoa, Chordata, Mammalia, Rodentia, Bathyergidae.